Messenger RNA from Lathyrus oleraceus (garden pea), 2492 nucleotides. RefSeq names its product cucumisin. Gene Ontology annotation, molecular function: serine-type endopeptidase activity. The coding region runs from base 92 to 2299 and encodes 735 amino acids. Gene Ontology annotation, biological process: proteolysis. The record is from RefSeq and is a predicted model, not a curated record. The transcript is spliced from 9 exons. NCBI's taxonomy places the organism in Eukaryota, Viridiplantae, Streptophyta, Magnoliopsida, Fabales, Fabaceae.
AUGUUCACAUUCUUCUACUAUAAAUAGUGUUGAUUGGGGGAAUAUGUGACACAAAUCUAGUAAAGCAUCUUACUUCACAUUUUGAUAUUCAAUGGCAAACAAGUUCACUCCAAGGAUAUUCCUUCUUUUCCUUUUAACCUUAAUUCAAAUUCAUCAUGCAUGUUCCAAACAACGCAAGACUUACAUUGUCUACAUGGGUGAUCGUCCUAAGGGCAUUGACCCUACCACGUUACCUUCUCUUCAUUCAACAAUGGCACAAAAUGUUCUUGGCAGUGAUUUUGAGCCAGGAGCUGUACUACACAGUUACAAGAAGAGUUUUAAUGGAUUCGUUUUGAAAUUGACUGAAGAUGAAGCAGAAACAUUGGCUGAAAUGGACAAUGUGGUGUCUGUUUUUCCAAACACAAAGCACUAUCCUUGCACAACAAAAUCGUGGGACUUCAUAGGGCUUCCACACAAUAGCAAAAGAAUGAAUUUGGAAAGUGACAUAAUUGUUGGAGUAAUCGACUCUGGAAUUUGGCCGAAAUCGAAGAGCUUCAGUGAUGAAGGAUUUGGUCCACCACCAAAAAAAUGGAAGGGAUCAUGCCACAACUUCACUUGCAACAAUAAAAUAAUUGGUGCACAAUACUUUAAUAUCAAACGUUUCUAUAGUAAAAAAGACAUCGAAGGUCCAACCGAUGUAAAUGGGCACGGAACACACUGUGCGUCAACAGCGGCUGGAAACAUGGUUCAUUCUGUGAGCUUGCAGGGGUAUGCUUCAGGGACUGCUCGCGGAGGAGUUCCAUCGGCCCGCAUUGCUGUCUACAAAGUGUGUUGGGAAGAAAUUGGUUGCAAUGAUGCCGAUAUCCUUUCAGCAUUUGAUUCGGCAAUUCAUGACGGCGUUGAUGUUCUUUCCGUCUCUCUUGGAUCAAAGAAGGUAGUAAUAACACCAUAUUUUAAAAAUGUUUUCGAUAUUGGAAGUUUCCAUGCAAUGAAAAGAGGUAUAUUUACUGUGAAUGCCGCUAAUAAUCUUGGCCCAAAUCCUUCCACCAUGACAAGUUAUCCACCUUGGAUACUUUCCGUAGCUGCUAGCACUUUUGGUAGAAAGUUUUCUACAAAAGUGCAAUUGGGAAAUGGUGCCAUUUAUGAGGGAGCCACAAUUAACACAUUUGAUCUCAAAAGAAAAAUGUUUCCGAUCAUUUUCGCAAGAGAUAUUCCAAAUGUUGCUGGUGGAUUCAACAGUUCUCAAUCCAGGCUAUGCUCCACAGACUCGGUAGAUAAACAAGCCGUAAAGGGAAAGAUAGUCUUAUGCGAGGGCUUUGCGUCUGCUUCAGAUGUAGGGUUUUUCUCGGGAGCAGUUGGUAUAAUAUUUGGAGAUAAUUAUCCACAAGAUUCGCCAUUUAUAUUUGCAUUGCCAACAACAUUGUUGAGUCUGUGGAACUUUAGAGAAAUACAAUACUACAUGAAAUCAACAAGAAAUCCAACUGCCACAAUAUUUAAGAGUGAAGAAGUCGAAGAUUCGUUGUCCCCUUAUAUAGCUUCGUUUUCUUCAAGAGGUCCAAACCCAAUUACUCCAAAUAUUCUCAAGCCUGAUAUAGCUGCACCGGGAGUUAAUGUUAUUGCUGCAUGGACUCCACUCAACCCAAUUUCAGAAUUUGAAGAUGACAAAAGAAGAUUACCAUAUAAUAUUAUCUCUGGAACAUCAAUGGCAUGCCCUCAUGCAGCUGCAGUAGCUGCCUAUGUUAAAUCAUUUCAUCCCAAUUGGUCUCCCGCUAUGAUCAAGUCUGCAAUCAUGACUACUGCUACACCAAUGAGUCAUGCGUUAAAUCCCGAAGCUGAAUUCGCAUAUGGCGCGGGGCAGAUAAAUCCUGUUAAGGCAACAAAUCCAGGUUUAGUAUAUGAUAUCACCGAAGCAGAUUAUGCGGAUUUCUUAUGCGGAGAAGGGUACACAGCUAAACAACUACAAGUUCUUACUCAAGAUAAAAGUAACUGCAAGGUGAAAGCUAAUGAGAAAGCUGUAUACAACUUGAAUCUCCCAUCAUUUGCUCUUAAAAUAAACCUUACAAUUUUCAGUCAUGUUUACCAUAGAACGGUAACAAAUGUGGGAUCAGCAACAUCUACUUAUAAAGCAAGAAUAAUAUCUCCACCUUUGUUGGAGAUUCAAGUGAAACCUAAUGUUCUGUCUUUCACAUCUAUAGGACAGAAAAAAUCAUUCUCGCUUACAAUUGAAGCGGCAAUCAAUGUUGAAGUAAUGUCAGCUUCUUUGAUUUGGGACGAUGGUAGUCAUCAAGUUAGAAGCCCAAUUGUUGUGUAUGGGAAGUAAGAAUGAGUUCUCUGAGCCUAUAUGCAUGUGAUACAAGAAAAUAAUAAUGGCUUGUAAAAGAAGUUUUCAUAUCACAUUGUUAUGCAUAUGGAACUUUACAAAUUUGUAUGUUGUGUAAGUUGCUGGUUGUGUACGUCUGUACUUGUCUUCAAUAAAUUAAAGUUAAUGCAAAAAACUGUCUUUUGAAACUCAA